Molecule: messenger RNA, 426 nt
Organism: Symbiodinium necroappetens
Lineage: Eukaryota; Dinophyceae; Suessiales; Symbiodiniaceae
Source: the annotation of a GenBank genome assembly
AUGGGAGAGCCCAUGGCCAGAAAGCGGAGGAGGGCACUGGAUUGCCUGGACCUUCCUCCGGACAUCUUGCGUGAAGGGCAUGGUGACCUUCCGUGUGCUUGGCGCCUCAACGACAUGUCCUUGAGCACACCGCAUCCCAGAAGGCCUCAGUCCCAGACAUCUCAAGAUCUGCUGCCAUUCGCUGGACUCGACCGGAGCCUUUCCGCGUCUCCAUCCUUCAAUGCAGUCAGGACGACUUUAUCAAGCCUCCAGGGGUUUGCAGAGCCGGCUGCGCGGAGACCCCGAAUGGAGCCAGCCAUCAGCUGGCCGCCCUUCUUUGCGGAGAAUGGCCCACCCAGAGAUUUACCCGAGAUUCUGGUGUCGGAGAAGAGCGCGACUCUCCCAUGGGCCUGGAGGAUGCCGUUUGCUGAUGCGCAGGAGUGGUGA